AUGAAGACAGAGCGAGCGCCGAUGACUUGUGCUGUGGCUGCAGUGUCGCUGCUGUAUGCAUAUGUCGGCAGCCUGGCAACAGAUCUCAGGGAGGUUAUCAGGGGCCGGACCAGGCUGUCUCCCCUUGCACUGGCGCUGAUUGUGGGCGUGUCGGCAGCGCUGAUUGGGGUGGCUGCUGCGCUGCUCACCACAUACACCCGGCGCCAACUCAGGCGGCGAUUGGAGGAGGAGAGCAGCAGUAAUCAAUGCGAUGAAGAGCAUGGGGAAGCAAGGCAGCCCAGCGAACAGGAUCCCUUGAUGUGA
This is a messenger RNA of Coccomyxa subellipsoidea C-169, 303 nucleotides long. RefSeq lists its product as hypothetical. The record is from RefSeq and is a predicted model, not a curated record. The transcript has 2 exons. Bases 1 to 303 code for a protein of 100 amino acids. Lineage: Eukaryota; Viridiplantae; Chlorophyta; Trebouxiophyceae; Coccomyxaceae.